Messenger RNA from Schistosoma haematobium, 2043 nucleotides. RefSeq lists its product as uncharacterized. Bases 1728 to 2036 code for a protein of 102 amino acids. The record is from RefSeq and is a predicted model, not a curated record. The transcript is spliced from 2 exons. Lineage: Eukaryota; Metazoa; Platyhelminthes; Trematoda; Strigeidida; Schistosomatidae.
AUUCAGAGAAUAAGUGAAAACAAUGAAGCAUAAUGUUUAUAUCGAUUUAUGACAUGUUCCUUUGUUUUUUCUUUUUUCGCUAGUCUCAUCUUUUUGAUCUAACUUGGAUGAUAGAGUUAAGUGGAAUUUUUCAACUGUUAACUGGUCACUAAAAAAAUUGUGUCAGAUGAUUGAAGAGAGUUAACUGGAUAUUCUGAAUCUGAAUUUUCUGUUAGUUGGUGAUUGUCAACAAGAUAUAUCUGAAAUAUUAAAGGAGUUGAAAUGCUUUGUCGGACUCGAACCAUGCUCAGUCAGUGUCAGCACUUAUCUAAUAUAGAAAUGAUUAAUAUUUUACAAGACUAGGAUACUCAUCAUUAUUCAUCAAUGAAUGAUAACCAUUUUAAUUUAUGUUCAAUCUAUAUUCAUGAUCUAUCUAUAUCAGUCAAGUUUAACUCUAUGUUAAUCAAUCGUUACUAAAAAUCGAAUGCACCGUGUUUUGAAAGUUACUUAAUUAAAAGCAACAGGCGACCGACAAAACCAUUUGUACUUUGACUACUAAUACUACCAAUCCCAACUACGUGUUUGUUUACUGUUCGCUGGAAUUUCUAAUUGCUCAUAGGUUUUUUUAUAAACUGUUACAGUUUCAGAGAUGGAUGGUUUAAUCAUAAAGAUUUUGUUGUCAUUUUGGACUACAAAAUUAUCACCCUUCUGAGCUACGAAUUCUCUCCAUCAUCAUUUAAUAUAUUCAUGUACUGUAAUAAAUUCAUACAGCAAGCAUAUAUUCCAUAUUAUUUAAGCAUUUAAAGUUAUUUAUUGAUUAAAAUAUAACUUGCUUUCAUGUUAAGUUGUCAAUAGUUAGUCGAAAAAUUUACCACUUUGUCAUAAAUAUUAAAAAAAAAAGUAUAGUGACUUGUCAUCAUGAAUCCUUUAAUAAUACAAAACUUGUUGGCGUCUUUGCCAAAAUUACACACUCACAAAUAUGCCCACCUACAAAUUCAUUAGCAUAUAUAUAUAUAUAUCCAUUUGAUGAAUUGACCUGUCCAUUACCAAGCGAAACAUAUUGAUUUACUCAACAUGAUUCUUAUUCAACUGUUUAUCAUUUGCAUCAUAUAAAUCAUUGAAUAUGUUCACUGUAGUACAGAGUUGUUUUUAAAAAGAUCUGUUACGUAAGAUAUCCAAUAUGUAUAAACGUAACUGAUCAAUUGUUUUCUAUCUCAAUUUUGUUUAACUACUAUUGUGGUGUGGCCUACUUAUAUCCACAUAAGUAGUAUAUAACGAUGGUCAAGAAUAGAGUGUAUUUCAGUAGAAGAUCGUUAAGGAAGGAACGGGAACGAAACGCGAUCGGUAUGAAAAUGCAAGAACAAUGAAAUCUGAGAUAAUGGACUGAUAUUUGCAAACGGAACAGUCAAGUUUGAAACAAUGGAUUGAUAUGUUGCAAAUUAACUAUUUACUAUAUGGUUCUCAGAUUUUUAGUGAGAUGCUCUGUAAUUUCUUGUAAAAUACAUUCGGUUGUUUCCACUCGUGUUCAUAUUCACUACACUAUCAAUGAAUUACAAACCGAUGAAAAACAUAAAAUUUUCUAAGAAAAUUUUCAAGAAAUCUAAUGUUUACAUGAGAAACAAACAUCAUUUCUAUUACUCUAAAAUAGAUUUAAGAAAAUGUUAUUACAUUAAACUGACUUAAUUACCUUCACUAUAGACCAACUAACAAAUGAUCAAUCAAUAAGUGUUUAUAGCUGAUGCAAAAUAAUGAUGAUAGAUAUAAAUAGAAAAACAAAAAAAACUGAACUUUUAAUCCAUCUCAUUUUAAUUUCAAGUUCUCUGUGUUUAAAUGUGGUAACAGUAUUGAUGAAUGGGUUAUUUAUAAGAAAAAAGGAAAGAAAGAAGUUUGGAACAUUACAAUAUUUAUAUGAACAAAGUUAUAAAUUUCCAUUGUCUUUGUGUGAAGUGAAAUUUGGAAAUGAAUUCCUAAUUGAUCAUCUGAAAAAAUUUGGGAAUUUUUGUUUCCCAUCAGUUCCACUAUGUGAUAUUAAUUGUUCGUUUUAUUUUUUAUUAUAAAAUAAAG